CGGCAACAGAGUUUAGGCUGUGUCUUUGCUUCAUCAUCUGAGGAAAAAAACCCCAGACAAGGCACAGGGCUUUCUCGGCACAGAGGAAAAAAAAUAAUUAAUAAAUAAUAAUAAUAAAAUUACGAGCUGCUCAUCGUUUCAUGUGAAAAUGACUUGCCAUGAUGCAAUGGGGAAGAUACGGCCGUUUGUUUAUAUCAGAUGUUCCCGUUCACGUUGGGAAUGUGCCGAAUAGACAGGGCUAAAGAAGGUCAGUGACUUAAAAAGUGCCUUUGCCAAGUCACUUUUAUGAGUGAGGACUGCUACGCUUGUAUUCUCAAAAUCCCGUCUUUGCCAGCCAGACAUUGCCUUCACCUUACACCGGGUGGAAGAUACCUCAGCUGUCUCCGUUUGCCAAUUAGUUGAUGGGAAACUGAAAGCAGAAAAAGAGGAAGAACAGUAAUUAUCACUAUUCCUGGAACAUGAACAAAUGACUGCAUUGCUUUUCUUGUGUAAUCAAUACCAGCGAGCAACUGUCAGAGAACUACUAUUCUAUCAAGGAGUGCCACUUCAUCAAAGGACCUUGGCUUGAAACUGGUGCAUCCCUGAUAUAAUCUACAAGUUCCCGUGUUUUCCAGACAGAAAUGUGACUGAGCAUGAUUUUUCCCAGCCAAAAGUCUACAAGUGGGACUUAAUGAUUGAUGAAUGACUGCUUGCUGAUAAACUUUCUCUGUUUAUUCUGCUUUGUGUGCACUGGACGUCAUUAAUCGUUUCCUACUUUUUUUUUAACUUUCUUUUAACUUUCAGUAGAAUUUUUUUUUUCUGGGGGUGUUUUGGGGUGGUGGUUUUUUUUUUCAUUUUCUUUUCCCCUCUUUUUGGCAUUAGUUUUGGAAAUCCCUUCAGCAUAUUUCACUUGACAGAAAUUUACAAAUUCUAAAUCAGCUUUUCACCAUGGCUCUGAAUGUUGCUCCCGUCAGAGAUACAAAAUGGCUAACAUUAGAAGUUUGCAGGCAGUUUCAGAGAGGAACUUGUUCACGCUCUGAUGAAGAAUGCAAAUUUGCACACCCCCCUAAAAGUUGCCAGGUUGAAAAUGGAAGGGUUAUUGCCUGCUUUGAUUCAUUAAAGGGUCGCUGUACAAGGGAGAACUGCAAGUACCUUCAUCCACCAACGCAUUUAAAAACUCAACUGGAAAUCAAUGGCAGGAACAAUUUAAUCCAGCAAAAAACUGCAGCAGCAAUGCUUGCCCAGCAAAUGCAGUUCAUGUUUCCAGGGACGCCACUACAACCAGUGCCCACAUUUCCAGUGGGUCCCACAAUAGGAACAAACACGGCUAUUAGCUUUGCUCCUUACCUAACGCCAGUAACACCAGGAGUUGGCUUAGUCCCGACUGAAAUCCUGCCCACGCCGCCUGUCAUUGUCCCUGGAAGUCCACCGGUUUCAGUCCCCAGUUCAACUGCUACUCAGAAGCUCCUCAGGACUGAUAAAUUGGAGGUGUGCAGGGAGUUCCAGCGGGGAAACUGUGCACGUGGAGAGACUGAUUGCCGCUUUGCGCAUCCAGCAGACAGCACAAUGAUUGACACAAACGACAACACUGUAACCGUGUGUAUGGAUUACAUAAAAGGUCGUUGCAUGAGGGAGAAAUGCAAGUAUUUUCACCCUCCUGCACAUUUGCAGGCCAAAAUCAAAGCGGCGCAACACCAAGCCAACCAGGCUGCAGUGGCAGCCCAGGCAGCUGCGGCAGCUGCGACUGUGAUGACUCAGUCGACUGCCAAAGCAAUGAAGCGACCUCUCGAAGCAACUGUAGACCUGGCCUUUCCUCCUGGUGUUCUUCACCCUUUACCAAAGAGACAAGCACUUGAAAAAAGCAAUGGUGCCAGUGCCGUUUUCAAUCCCAGUGUCUUGCACUAUCAACAGGCUCUUGCCAAUGCUCAGUUGCAGCAACAUGCAGCCUUUAUCCCAACAGGGUCAGUUUUGUGCAUGACACCCGCUACCAGUAUUGAUAAUCCUGAAAUAGCCGGCAGGAGCGGAACAGAGUGUCACGAAGCCUCCCUGCGGACGGCCAAGCAUGGCUACUGUACAUACUACCCCGUCUCCUCCUCUCUAGAGUUGCCACAAACUGCAUGCUAAGUCAAGAAUUUGUUCUUAUGGACAAAUCACAAACUCGAAAAAGCUAGUGCUGCUAUGUCAUAUAUGAAUAUUAAAUAUGGUAUGCUUACUAUACUCCAACCUAAAAUAGUUAACUACCUGAAUACCAGCUGUGAUGUUUCAAGACAUAAAAGGGUAACAUUUAGUUUUAAAGAUUUUUCUAAGCAUAGUUUAAUUCUUGAAGAUAAUGUCUUUUCUCCAUAACUAUACCUAAUGGAAAUGGUCCAGUUAAGUCAGUCUCGUGAGAUUCGGUGUUGGUGAAUCUUUCGAGCUCAGCAAUAAUUAAGUUGUAUUGGCUAAAAACCUAUAUCCCAGUUGCAGGUUUGAUUUUCACCCGAGCUACGAUUGGAGUUUUUCUUCUCGGUUUAAAACGCAUAAAAGUAAAUGAAUCUUGGUUUUGCUCCCUUAGCGAGUCGAUUCCGAGACAGCAGAAGUGAAAGCAGUGCCCAGUGUCCUGCACAGCACCCUGCCAAACCUGAAUACGUUUAGCCAGAAGCCCAAAGCGAAGCACAAAUUCUUUCGAUGCGCAUGGUUGGUGUUUGAGCUGUAUGGAGAAGUUGCAUUUGAAUCAUAGCAGAAUAGCAGACGAAAAUUUAAAACUUUUGCACAGUAUGACCUUCAUACCCCUGUCAGCCCCCAAAAGAACAAAGUCUUGAGAAUAUUAUUUUACGAGUAUAUUUAUAAUGUUUUUAAAAGAGACUUUGCAGAAGUGCCUAAAUUUUGUCACAUCAGACUUGAUGAAAGUGAGCCUGAUGCCAACGGUGAAAUCUCACCAGAAGCAAAUAAUCUUUCAAACUCAAAAUCAGGUUACCAAAAAGAUCCAAGCUGUUAAGAAGUUACUUCUAGAAGUGUAAAAUCAGUCAAUCAAUCAAACAAACAAACAAAACCGACCAAAUUAGGAGAAGCAAAGGCGAAAAAGAAGGCUGUAGAUAGUGAGAUUUGUAUGAUAGGCUAAUUUAAUUAAGAUUCAGUUGAGUCACUUCAACUUCACAGGUGACUUUAAUCUAGACUAUUAACCGAACACUAAGAAUGUAGAAUGAGAUUCAGUUUAGUAAAUCAUUACUGUAUUUGCAUUUUUUUUUUUUAAUUGGAUUUUAAGAUUGUAACCAGAUUAGAGUGGAGGAAAACAAAAACCCUUGGUUAAUUGUUUUUCUUUAAAAACAUAUUUUAUGUCACAAAUGUAUGAAGAUAUCUUUAAUACAAUUAUAUACAUGUUAUAUAUACAUACAUACAUAUAUAUGGAUGAAGCAGAUUUUAAUGUUGUUUACUUUUUUAAAUACUUUGUUGAUUUACAAGGUAAUUAUAUAUGUGUAAUUAAAUUUUCAUUCGUUUGAGUUGAGAUUUGUUUCAAGCACUAUUGUACCAAAUAUUUCAUACUUCACAUUUUAUAUGUUGCACAUGUAUCACAUGAAUGACAUAGUUUUUAAAUUAUUGUUUAAAAAAACAAAAACAAAACAAACAAAAAAAAAAUAGAACAAGACAGCUGUUAUUAAUGGAUAUUAUGUAUAAUUGUUUGCAGCAUAAGUUUUCUAUGUGGACAUUAUUAGUGAUUGCAGUAUUUUAACUUAACCUCUUCAGAUUGAUUGUAAACUAUUUUAAACUCUGGCAGCGCUGCCUGUUCUGAACCGACCGAAGGCACUAACCAUGUAAUUAUUUGUCUAGGAAACGAUAUUUUCCAGGCUAAAUCUUGUUUGUCCGAUGUCUAAUUACUCUCUAUUUAUAUAUAUAUAUAUAUAUAAAGCUGGAGAUUUGAGCAUCUGAAAGAAAAGAAGAAAGGUAAAAACUGAUCGCAAUUCGACUGUAAAAUGAACAUAGUGCUUGUAACGUUGCGUUAGUUUUAAUUUGUGGCAAGAUAACGUAUCUUAACUUGUUACUUUAGCAGUUAAGGUAUCACCAUUAUAUCCUAUUAAAACACUAAUAUUUGUAGACUUUCUCAGUCAUUAUAACUAGGUAGUUGACACUGCAACUUGCCUAUUAUCUGUCAAAGUUGUUUUUAUUUUUUUAUAAUAGUUCCUUUAGGCAUUUGGGUAGCGUAUUGUAUAAUACUGAAUGGUAAAUGAUCCCUGUUGUUUAACUAUUUUACGUCGAUAACUCUUCAGGACAUUGUUACGUGUGA
This is a messenger RNA of Dryobates pubescens (Downy woodpecker), 4237 nucleotides long. It is a transcript of the gene MBNL2, whose product is annotated as muscleblind like splicing regulator 2. The transcript has 9 exons. Lineage: Eukaryota; Metazoa; Chordata; Aves; Piciformes; Picidae. The coding region runs from base 928 to 2103 and encodes 391 amino acids. The record is from RefSeq and is a predicted model, not a curated record. Gene Ontology annotation, molecular function: metal ion binding.